Messenger RNA from Chelmon rostratus (copperband butterflyfish), 1913 nucleotides. It is a transcript of the gene mettl25, whose product is annotated as methyltransferase like 25. The transcript has 12 exons. The coding region runs from base 1 to 1743 and encodes 580 amino acids. The record is from RefSeq and is a predicted model, not a curated record. NCBI's taxonomy places the organism in Eukaryota, Metazoa, Chordata, Actinopteri, Chaetodontiformes, Chaetodontidae.
AUGUCCUCCUCAUACAGCCUCACAGAAAUUCAACGACGGAUACAUGAAGUCAAGCGGUUUCUGUCUGUGACUCUGAGCAUCGCCAAUGCUCACACUGUGGAGUUUUACACUCAUGACGCGUGGGACCGUUUCAUGGCCGUGCCGCCGGAGGAGGUCCUGUCAGCUGUUAGUGCCUGCAGUGACCAGCAGAGGGCGCCAGAACACAAAGCAAAAGAGCAAUCCAGGACCACAUUCGGGUUUUGCAAUGAAACAAACCGGCUGCUUGAUGCCUGCGAACUUUUGCAGGCGGCCAAGGCCCACUCUCUCCCCGGCCUUGGAGUCUGUAUGAGCAGGGAUGAACUACUGCAGGCCCUCAGAGAGAACAGGCAACUCAUAGGUGCUGAGCUGGAGCCAGAGGAGUUCAUGAACUCUAAGAAAUCUCAUGAGGUCCAGUCCAUGUCUGAGGUGGUGGCCUGUAUGGCCCAGCACUGUGGAGUCAAACAGGUGAUAGAUGUGGGUUCAGGGAAGGGCUACCUGAGCUCCUUCCUGUCUCUGCAAUACGGCCUCCAGGUCUACGGCAUCGACUCCUCCAGCACCAACACCCACGGAGCCCAGGAGAGGAACAGGAAGCUGAAGAAGUUCUCCAGGGCGUACCAGAAACACAGCAAGGCACAGGUAGCGACACAGGAGGAGCUAGUCAAGAUAAAGCCUGGAAUGAACUGCGACGGUGAUGUUUCAUCCGGUUGUGGGGCAGGAGUCGUGUCACCGGAGGAGGAGAAGGUGUUAAUCGGCUUAUCCGAUGCCAACCCCGCAGCUGAAAUGCACUCAGAGCCGAACCCAGAAACAGAGGAGCUCUUCCUUCAUGCCCUCUCAGUGGAUGUGAUGCAGCCUGAACCCCCCAGAGUUCCCCCCAUCCAGCUGAGCGAAGAGGAGAGGGAGAGGAGGAAGAGGGAGAACCUGGAGAGGAAGGCUCAGAACAGAACCGACGGUGCCAACACUGUGUUUUCACCCCUCACGUCUUACGUCACCCCAGAAACGGAGCUGCGAGAGCUCAUCGGUGAGCUGAAGGAGGCGGUCAUGGUCGGCCUGCACACUUGUGGUGACUUGGCUCCCAGCACCCUGAGGAUGUUUGUGGCUAAAGCGGAGCUGGCCGCAGUCUGCAGCGUGGGCUGCUGCUAUCACCUGCUGUCUGAGGAGUUUGACCCAGCCGGGCAGGAGUGUUCUCGCGGCGUGUGUGGUUUCCCUCUGAGUCAGUACCUCCGCGACCGGUCCUGGUUCUGCGGCAGAAACGCCAGGAUGUCUGCGUGCUUGGCACUUGAGAGAGUUUCACUCGGCCAAGGGAUUCAGAUGGAGUCUCUGUUUUACCGGGCGGUCCUUCACGUUAUUCUGAGGGAUCACUACAGCUCCUUUAAAAGUGAAAAGCGAGUUGGGAACGUCUACUCCAAGGCUAAAUCCUUCGUGGACUACGUGCGUCGAGCUCUGCGCAGACUGGAACUGGACGAGUCAAAGCUUUCUGACAGCGACAUCCAGGAUUACCAUGACACAUACAGGCCCCGAACGAGCGAGAUGCUCGCCUUUAACAUGCUGAAAGUGGCCCUGGCUCCUUGUAUUGAAGGGCUGAUUCUCCUUGAUCGCCUCUGCUACCUGAAAGAACAGGAGGAUUUAUCAUUCUCUGCACUGGUGCAACUCUUUGAUCCCCUGCUGUCACCAAGAUGUUACGCUGUUGUUGGACUGAAGAGCUAUGAGGACAGAAAUUCAAGCUGAUGAACAUUAUAAUCACAUGCACAUGAUUAUAAUAUCCUGGUCAUGAUUUUACAUGAUUAAAUCAGCAAUCAUACUUCAGGAGUUGCUGUAUUAUGUAUGUUUUGUCUCCUGCUUGUUUUAAUUACAUGUAUGAUUUAAUCUCAAUUUUGUAAUUUAUUAUUGCAGUCUCU